GAGAAGGCCUUGCUUCAAAAAGCUCACCGGGAACUGGAGGUCCAAUGUGAGGCGAAACAUGAGGCUCUACAGCAAUCAAAGGCAGAGGUGCAAGCUUUGCGUGAGCGAAGCGAGAUGCUGGAAGCUGAAAGGCUGAAUCUUGAGAAGUUGAAGGAGUGGGUAGAGGCCCGCCACAUCCCUGAAGAUCCUCCCCAGACAUCACUCGAGCUGUCCAAAGCUUUGGUGCCAAUACCGCCUCCGCAACCUGCCGACCGAGCCAUGAAUGCGCGGCUCUUCCGAAGU
Durusdinium trenchii is the source of this 282-nucleotide messenger RNA. The record is from the annotation of a GenBank genome assembly. NCBI's taxonomy places the organism in Eukaryota, Dinophyceae, Suessiales, Symbiodiniaceae.